Messenger RNA from Pipistrellus kuhlii (Kuhl's pipistrelle), 2250 nucleotides. RefSeq names its product solute carrier family 23 member 3 (gene SLC23A3). Bases 166 to 2025 code for a protein of 619 amino acids. Gene Ontology annotation, molecular function: transmembrane transporter activity. The transcript has 12 exons. Lineage: Eukaryota; Metazoa; Chordata; Mammalia; Chiroptera; Vespertilionidae. Gene Ontology annotation, biological process: transmembrane transport. The record is from RefSeq and is a predicted model, not a curated record. Gene Ontology annotation, cellular component: membrane.
GUGCCGUGUCUCUCCCAAAUCUCUCAUUCCUUCGUUCUGCUUCAUUGGCACUCCAACCACCUCCCCACUCCAGGCAGCCAAACUCUGACUUCACCCAAACUCUGACCUCUUACUCUACUUAAUUCUGGCUCAGGGCAGUCAACACAAGACGGAAGGCAGGACAGCAUGAGCCGAUCACACCCCCAAACCAUCCAACUCAGAUCUGUGGGCUCCCAGCAAACCCAGGCUCCCCUGUCUCCACAGCUUGCUGUCCAAAAUCCCUCCUCCCACUCUUGGGCCUCUCUCAGUGGGCCUCCUCCCUGGGGCCUCGGCUGUCUUCUGGCUUUGCAGCACAUUUUGGUCCUGGCUUCUCUCCUCUGUGCCUCGCACCUGCUUCUGCUUCGAAGUCUCCCCCCAGGAGGACUCUCUUACUCCCCUGCCCACCUCCUGGCCUCCAGCCUCUUUGCAUGUGGUGUGUCUACCAUCCUGCAAACUUGGAUGGGCAGCAGGCUGCCUCUUGUCCAGGCUCCAUCCUUUGAGUUCCUUGUUCCUGCUCUGGUGUUGACCAACCAGAAGCUGCCUCUGGCCUUCCAGACACCUGGAAACUGUGAGCACCAAGCAAGGGUGAGGCCUCCCACAAGCUGCCCCCGUGUGAGGGGCCUGGCUGCUAUCGCCUGGAGCUCUGGAAUACUUCUCUCCAAGAGGUGUCUGGGGCAGUGGUGGUGUCUGGGCUGCUGCAGGGCACACUGGGACUAUUGGGGGCUCCUGGCCACUUGUUUCUUCACUGCGGACCCCUGGUACUGGCCCCCAGCCUGGUUGUGGCAGGGCUCUCUGCCUACAGGGAGGUGGCCCUGUUCUGCUCCGGUCACUGGGGGCUGGCCUUGCUGCUUAUCCUGCUCAUGGUGGUCUGUUCUCAGCACCUGGGCUCCUGCCAGUUACCUCCAUGCCCCUGGAGGCCAGCUUCACCUUGCACUCGCAUCCCUGCCUUCCGGCUCCUCUCGUCUUGCCCCUCAGGUGCUGGUCCCAGUGGCCUGUGUGUGGAUCAUCUCUGCCCUUCUGAGUCUCAGCGCCAUCCCCCUGGAGCUGUCUGCCCCCACUGAGGCACCGUGGCUUUGGCUGCCUCACCCAACUGAGUGGGUCUGGCCCUUGCUGACCCCGCGGGCUCUGGCUGCAGGCAUCUCCAUGGCCUUGGCAACCUCCAUCAGCUCCCUGAGCUGCUACGCCUUGUGUGGCUGGCUGCUGCAUUUGCCUUCUCUGCCUCCUCAUGCCUGCAGUCGAGGGCUGAGCCUGGAGGGCUUGGGAAGUGUGCUGGCAGGGCUGCUGGGGAGCCCGAUAGGCACUGCAUCCAGUUUCCCCAAUGUGGGCACAGUUAGUCUUAUCCAGUCUGGAUCUCAGCGAGUGGCCUACUUGGUGGGGCUGCUCUGUGUGGGGCUUGGGCUCUCCCCGAGGCUGGCCCACCUCCUCACCACCAUCCCACUGCCUGUUCUUGGUGGAGUGCUGGGCAUGACCCAGGCUGUGGUUCUGUCUACUGGAUUCUCCAACUUCCACCUGGCUGACAUUGACUCUGGGCGGAAUGUUUUUAUUGUUGGCUUCACCAUCUUCAUGGCCCUGCUGCUGCCAAGAUGGCUUCGGGAAGCUCCGGUCCUACUAAGCACAGGCUGGAGCCCUUUGGAUGUGUUACUUCACUCGCUGCUCACAGAGCACAUCUUCCUGGCGGGCCUUUUGGGUUUCCUCCUAGAGAACACCAUUCCUGGCACACGGCUUGAACGAGGCCUAGGUCAAGGGCUACCAUCCCCUUUCACUGCCCAAGAGGCUUGGAUGCCCCAGAACUCCAGGGAGAAGGCUCCUCAAGAGCAUGAGCUUCCUUUCCUCCUCCAAAACUUGUGUCCCUGUGUUCCCCAGCUGGCCCGUUGCCUCUGCCCACUGCCUGAAGAACCUGGGAUUGAGGAAGGAGGGCCCGCUGAGCCAGGAGAGACAGCCGACUUGCUGCCUGGUUUUGGGGAACAGUGCCCCCGGUCUAGCAGAGAAGAACUUAGGCCCCACUAAUUCCAGGAUUCAUAUGCUCUGGUUAGAUUGCUUUAUCUCCCAGCUUGCUGGAGAGUCAGCUCUCGGGUUCUACGUUCUCUUAGGGAGUGUGUGUGUAUGCAAAAUGAGUCUACCUAAGGGUCUUGUUUCCCAAUAGGUAUGUUGCCUUUCCUUCUCUUAAUUAGGUCCAACUGUUUCAGAGCAGGGGCCAUGAAUGAAUAAAUAAGAUUUUGCCUGUAAAUUAUC